AUUUGUUAAGGCGAGCUCAAUUUUCGUCAAGGUCGCUGAGAUGUAAAUAAGGUUAGGGUAAGUUAUUUUUGGCGAGAUUGUAGGUUAGGGCUAGGGAAAGCGUUGGGGCUAGGUCCAGGGCUCGGGUUAGGGUUUGGAUUAGCGCUAGCCCUCUUUACAUCUCGUGACCUUUGACCAAACUUGAAGUUGGCCUUAUCAAACAGAUCUAACAGUCUAGACGACCAUGCUCGGGAUUUCUGACUUCACUACCGAUCUAAGCAAGUUCGACUUGACGUGCAAAGAACUCUGGGUGAAGUUUAUUUAUUUCAACACGUGAAACGUAAACAUUCGAUUAGAUCAUCUUAAUAUCAAUUAAUCAUAUCGACCAAGCUAAAGACACAUUUUCCUAAUUAUAUUUUCACUAUUUCAAGUUGAAAUAAUGUGUUAUCGUUGGAGUCACCUUGCAGAAGUAAAACUAUAUCAGAAUAAUUUCAAUCACGAAAUUGAAGAAGACAUUGCUGUUGAAUGCCACUGUACAAGAGCAUUUAUCAGUGAUUAUGAUUUGUACAAAAUGGCAUUUCAAAAUGUCGAAGAAGACAAAUUAAAUACGGGUGAAUCUAACGACAGCGAGAAUGAUUCUAUAAAAGAAGGGCAGAAUGAAGUGGAAAUUCCAAACAAAGAAUCUCAAACCUUAGAUUCCCAUUCUGAAACUAAUGAUGAUGAUGGCGAAGAUGGCGAUAAAGCUGAACUCGAAGAAGAAAAUGAAGCAAUGAACAAGAUGAUGAAAACAAUGGGUCUACCCUCAACUUUUGGGAAAAAAUCAGAAAGCUUAUCUUGGGUUAGUAGUGGAAAUACAAAGAAGAAGAAAAAGAAGAAGAGGAAAAACCGAAUAUCAAAGGUUGAGUCCGAAGACAAAACAGAGGUGUGUAAAAAUUGUGAUGUUUCUGUUGAAGUUGAAGACAAUACUAGUGUUGUCAAUGGUCAUGUUUUGGAAGAUGUUGAUGCAUUAUUUCAAGCAUAUUGGACACAAUAUGGAGAAACUCUUCUCUGGCAAAAUUGGUUAGCAAAAUACCCCGAUUAUAUGGAUAAGGAGAACUUUUCAGGAAUUCCUGUACCUGUUUUUGAAGUAGAAGUGGCUUCAGAAGAUACUACUGUCCAGCAAAAUAUUGACAAUGUAGAAAAUUCCCCAAAAGGUCCAUUAGUGUCUGGGUUGGCAACAAAAGACAGUGCUUCUGUGGAAAGUGACAUUAAUAACCACAAAAAAGAUUCCCCAACAUCUUCUGAUAAUUUAGGUGAAAUGAAAAAUUCAGAAAAUAAUGUCUUGAUCAAAAGCAUUGAAAAUUCUAAAAAUUCAGUUACAAUCAAGAAAACCUUUUAUACCAAUAAUCCUUCUGGUGUUGAAGACAAUUCAAAAGGGAGUCACAUUAGUGAAAAAUGGGAUUUAAGCCCAGAGGCCAUUAAAAAUACUAUGUUACGCAGAAGGGAAAUAUCUCAAAUUAUGAAUAUUGUUGAACCAGAAAGUGAAGAAGUCAUGUCAAAUACAGCGAACGAAAAUAAUGAAAUAGUUCACAUGAUGCAUUCUUAUGCAACAAUAUCACCACUGACUGAUUGCGACACGGGGGAGAUUUAUCAAGAAAAAGAUCCAGAAAGUGAAAGUAAUGUGAACUGUAAACAGUCUGAAGAAUCAUAUCAGGAGCAAUGGACAAAUAUAUGGAAUGAACAUUGUACAGAAAUAUAUUGGUACCACUACAACCAGUUUUUGGUAUCAUUUAGCAAACAGGAUAAAUCUUUAAAGGAAAUAAAUAAUGAGGUAGCCGAUUAUGGUUUAAAUUUAAAUACACUGAAUCAUUUAAAUGAUGACUCACAUAUAGAGGAAACACAAAGUCAUAAAUUAAAUGAGGAAUUGUCACACCAAGAUUUAAUUGAUGAAACAGCAAAUCAUGAUUUAGAUAGCGAAAAACCAAACCAAUAUUUAGUUGGGAAAAAACUCAACAAAAAUUUUGACACAGACGCACCUCAGAAAGAUUUUGACGACACGUGCAAUCAUGAUUUUGAUGAUAAAGAAACACCUAAUCAAGAUUUUGAUAACACAAAAACACUCAGUCAAUAUUUUGACAACAACGAAACACUUAAUCAAAAUUUUGAUGACACUGAAAGACUCAAUACAGAUUUUGACGACACGACACCCAAUCAAGAUUUCAAUGAUGAAGUAACUAAGAAACUGAGUAAUAUACACAAUACCUUGCAAUCUUGGGGUUACUCAAUUUCUAAGUAUGAAACUGAGGGUGAGAUGAAGUCUUAUAUUACAAAGGGACAUGUAACUUAUAAAGAAAAACAAGUAAAACAACAAACAAAAAAACUGAAUUUGGGCAAAAAGCCUUCACGUCUGAAGAAUGAUCAAGAGAGUGGAUGUUCUGUUGCUGAGGGUAAGAUGUUAGAGAAAGCUAAAGAAAUUGGAAAAAACCAAGACUUGAAUGAAGCCGAUGACCUUGUAUCUCCAAUGUUGAGUGCAGAAAAUGAUACCGAUCUUAUUCCAGUUAAAAUGAUCAAAACAGAAGAAACAAUAAAGGAUGGUGAUGAAAAUGAAUGUUGCUGCAAUCCCAAUCCUAAAUGUGAGGAGACUACUGAAGAACUGAAACCCAAUCCAAGGGAAGACGAUAGUGUAGUGAAUCAAAUAGAAAAAACAACAAAAAAGAAGUCAAAACACAAGAAGAGAAAAUUAAUUCCAGCCCCUGCAGAGAUUUCUGAAGAUGAAGAACUAUGUAAAUAUUGGGCCCAACGAUACAGAUUGUUCUCCCGUUUUGAUGACGGUAUAACACUUGAUCGCGAAAGUUGGUUUUCAGUAACCCCAGAAAAAAUCGCUGAACAUAUAGCGGAGAGAUGUCAGUGUGAUUUAAUUAUUGAUGCUUUUUGUGGAGCUGGGGGUAAUACUAUACAGUUUGCUUUUUAUUGUGAACGUGUCAUAGCUAUUGACCUUGAUCCUGUAAAAAUAGAACUAGCCAGGCAAAAUGCCUGUGUAUACGGUGUGGAAGAUCGCAUUCAGUUUAUUGUAGGGGACUAUCUAACAUUGGCACCAUCGCUGAAGGCAGACGUGGUGUUUUUAAGUCCUCCAUGGGGUGGACCAGAUUAUCUUUGUGCAGACAGCUAUGACCUAAAUAAUAUGGGUGGCCUGGACUGUAAUGCAAUAUUUGAGAAAAGUAAAAUAAUAACAGAAAACAUUGCAUUAUUUGUGCCCAGAAAUACCAUUUUAGAUCAGUUGACUUUAUUAGCCGGACCUGGAGGAAAGGUUGAAAUUGAACAAAAUAUUUUGAAUACUAAAUUAAAAACAAUAACUGCAUAUUAUGGUCAACUUUGUUUAAGGCAAGAUGGGAAAUGAAAGAUUUUUAUAGAGAAUAAUCAGUUUUUAGUAGUAGUAAAUUAAAAUAAAUGUUAAUGUAUCUGUACAUCUAUCAUUGUUUGGUGUACCAACCUUUCAAAAACAUACUUACUGUCACUGCCACACAGGAAUUUCCACUGUGGUGGGACUACUUUAGCUAAUCCUUUCUCCCAGAGUUGUUUUCCCUUGCAGUUCACACUGGAUAGUUACAUUUCAUUGGAUAAAUACUUCCUUUUAACCAUUGUCCUUUCUAUUUCACAACAUGUAUGUUUGUGGAGAAAGUCUUAUUGGGACCAACACCAGUAAUUGCUUCCCACAACUUCAUAUACAUGUAUAUAGAUAAAUAUAAUCUGCUAUUUAUAGCAUUUCUAUCUUCCCCUGGAAAUAUUUGUUGACUUUUUGGUCUAGAAUCGAAGUUGAGUACUUGUAUUUGAAUUUACAUUAUUGACAGAUUUUAGUCAAUAUUCAUGGUUUUGAGACGGAAGGACAAGGAUACUUUUAUCAGAGGAUUGUGACAUAAAGAUAAAUAUCAUUUUCAUCAUUGGAAUGUUCCAAUGUUACAUGGAUUUAGCAUUGGAAUCAAUGAGGAGAGAAUUACUAGUCUUGAGCCUGAUUAGCCGUAAGUGUAGUUGCCUCCCUUUAAGAUUAAUAGACAUUUCUCUUUCCAAGAUAGAGAGAAAAAUAGAGUUUAUUUCGGGACUACUCUUUCCAAUGAAAUGAAAUGAAACGAAACGGAGUUUAACGUCCUACUGUUCUGCUUCGAGCUGGGCUAAUGAAGACGGGCAUACGCCAUACAGUGUGCUAUGAGGGAAACGGGACCUCGAUUUUUCGUGCCAUCCGAACGACUAGACAGCUGUCCUUGUCAGGCCCUCCGUCCUGCAUCACUGACCAGGGGGAAUCGCGCCGGAAAAUCUAGACGAUGAGACGAAAAACCGAGGUCCCGUGUAUACAUUGGAAUGCACGUAAAAAAUCCCUUGGCAGUUGGAAUUCGAUAUAAGAGUAGGCGAUAGUGCCGCUGCCAGGGCAAAAUUUCCCUCAUAGCACACUGUAUGGCGUAUGCCCGUCUUCAUUAGCCCAGUAUAGGAGCAGAACAGUAGGACGUUAAACCCCAUUUCAUUUCAUUCCACGACAGAAAGGAUACACUGGUUACAUAACCUUUGUGGAACAGGUAUAUUUUUGUAACCCCCCCCCCCCCCUCUCUCUCUCUCUCCCUAGCUCAGGCAGGAAUAUGACAUGGUACUUCUGUGGUAUUUGUUAAGAAGCGAUAGUCUAGAGGGAUUUAACGAGCGUAUUAAAAGUUCUUAAUUUGUGAUGGUUAUCAUUAGGCGGAGAACAUGCAUUUGUUAACAGUGAAUUAAAUUUAGUUUCAAGUGACAUUUGCAGUUUAGGUUUUGUUAACUGAUUUUUAUCUAUGUCAAAAUUGUUCAGUAUCUCAGUACCUAGCCAAGAUCAUUCUCGGUAUCCCCAGUGUACUCAUUCCGCUCUACUCCACUAUACCCUGGGUUAAUCCAUAGGAUUUCCACGAUUUCAAAUUAUCUGCCCUGGCCUUGAUUGUAGCCAUGGUCUACGAACCAAUCAAAAAAAGAGUUUACAAACCUGUAGUUUCGCUUUCGUUUUUAUAAGGGUAGAUAAUCAUAUUCAUGUCCAUUUACCGAAUGUGUUAUGUAAAUAAUGUAUAUAUUUCUAAUUCAUUUAUAGUUAAUUGUAUUAUCAAAAUCUGUAGUAUGUUUCGCCAAUUGCAAAUAUAAGGGUAGAUAAUCAUAUUCAUGUCCAUUUACUGAAUGAUUUAUGUAAAUAAUGUAUAUAUUUCUAGUUCAUUUAUAUUUAAUUGUAUUAUCAAAAUCUGUAGUAUGUUUGGCUAAUUGCAAAUAUGUAUAACAUCUAUAUGGUUGACUUUUGUUAUUAUUAUUACUUUUUGUUUUUUGUCUGAAAUGUUUCAUUCUGUUAUGUUUAUUAUUAUUGAAGUUAUACUUGGCAAUUUGAUUCACCCCAACUCCGCGAACGAACGAACGAUUCUCAAUAAAACUCUUGAACCUACAUAAAAGUCCCGUCUUCAUUAAUAUAAUGUUAUAUAAUUUGUUGUUAGUAAAUACGCAUUUAGAAUAAUUUGGACUUCUCUCAUUUAGGCUAACUCCUAACCUUGUUCGAUUGGAGUUACUUCCCUUUGCCAACUUCCUUUUCAAUUAACGAUUUAUGCGAUUGGUCGAUAAAAAUAGCACAAUUAUCAAGGGCGGAUAACUUGAAAACGUGUCUUCCCCCAUAGAUAACCCAGGGGUUAGUGGAGUAGAACGGAAUGAAACCACUGGGAAUACCGAAGAUGGGCCAAGAUAUUUUAUGGUUAGAUUUAGCGCAUCCGCCUUACGUGUUGCAACGAGGAGAGGAUGGGUGGUGUAUGUGAAGUCGUUUAUAGUAGAGCAGCAUGCUUUUAUAGAUGUCGAGCUGGAGUGGAAACAAGCCUACUUCAGCUAGACACCCUAUAUUAGUGGUUCUUGGUGGUUGUGAUAAUAUAGAUUUACAUGCAUUUGUGGUGAGUUUAUUGUGCUCAACUUUGCUCCAUUUAGACACAUUUAAUGUUAUGUUAUGCAUUAGUUUACUCCCCAAUAUUUCGCUCCUAUAGAUACUAAUUGGCUGAACCAUGGAGAUUUAUUAACACAUCAAUAGGGACAUGGUGAGAAGAGAAUAGACCAACUUUACUCCUUAACGUAAACCAAACCCGUUUAGCUUUCUUUACAAUGUCCGAAACUAAUAGUUCGAAGGAUGAGUUAUUGCAUAUCUUGAUUCCUAGGUAGAUAUAAGACUGUACAAAUUCAAGAUUGAAAUCACGGAAAAAUUAUUUGUUAGGAAUAGGAAUGGUUUUCUUUAGCUUAAGGCAGUGAUUCUCAACCAGUGUGCCGCGGCACACAGGUGUGCCGCGAGAUCUUCCUAAGUGUGCCGCGAAAUUUUGAACGGCACACCAAGAAAAUGCGAAAAGCCACUUGAUCCCAGUUGAGUAUUCACUGGUGUCUACUGGUACGUUCAUAGCUGUGUUUUCUUAAUUUAGUUUGAGCCAUUCUGUUUCUAUGACUAGCCUGUGUCUGUGGUUGUAUGCCGUCUAUGACUUGCCAUGUUUUUAUUUUGAAAAUUCAGAUAUUUUCAUAUAUAUUUAGCCAGGUGUGCCGCUAUUUUUUCGUGUGAUCUAAUGUGUGCCGUUGCCUAAAAAGGGUUGAGAACCACUGGCUUAGGGUUAUUGAUAAACAACAUAAUUUUAGAUUUGUCUGUAUUAAGGCUCAAUUUCCAGUCAUCCCAACACUUUUCAAGAUGUUGAAGACUAUUUUGAAUUCCAAUUCGGGAAGUGGAUAAAAAUUCCAGAUCACCAGCAAAAAGUAAAUGAGGUACAGUAAUAAUAUGGAGUGUAGGGGCAUAGACAUCAGCUAUACUUUCAGUUAUGCAUGGAGGUCAUUGACAUAGACGUUGAACAGGGUUGGGCUAAGAACACACCCCUGUUUAACUCCCAUGCAAGAAUUGAUAGGUUCUGAAAGACCUCCACGAGUUUUAACAAUAUAUUUAGAUUUGUCAUAUAUUGAGGUAAAUAGAUUGAAUAUAUUGCCAUUAGUUAUUAUUUAAUAACACUCAACGGCUGUACCCCAAACCCCCUAUCUGGGUCUAGUGGGCUUACUCAAGUAGGUCCCUACAAUGACAGCCUCGAUUUAAACCAGUGGCUCUUGUCUCUUUUCUUUACUAAUAUGUAUUAUUACUUUAAAUGAAACACAAAAAAUAACACCAAAAUGCUUUAUUGGCCACCAUACACGUCACUAACCAGUUUGUUAUCAUUUAGCAAUAAGUAAUGGCUUUUUUGUACCACAGGUUUCUACUGGGAAGAUUGAAUUUUAAAUUUUAAAAUGAUUUGUUUUGAUGACUGAAAACAGUGUAUCAGUCGAGUUAGUUUUCCAAAUUAUCAGUUAAAAGUUGAAUGUGUUUAUUAUUUGAUAGAUAGAUUUUGAAUGACAAACCGAGAACAAUUACACGAAACGGCGUGUAGUUAUUGAUGUAAUUCCGUCUUUUUUUCUGACUAUGUAGGCUAAUUAUUAGAUGUAA
Molecule: messenger RNA, 7429 nt
Organism: Patella vulgata (common limpet)
Lineage: Eukaryota; Metazoa; Mollusca; Gastropoda; Patellidae
Product: trimethylguanosine synthase
Exons: 1
Coding region: 419-3355 (978 amino acids)
Biological process (GO): 7-methylguanosine cap hypermethylation; 7-methylguanosine RNA capping
Cellular component (GO): nucleus
Molecular function (GO): RNA cap trimethylguanosine synthase activity
Source: RefSeq, a predicted model, not a curated record